GGAGAGAGCACCAGGUGGGCUCACACUUACGUAUACGCAGUAAGAUGCCAAUUAAAAUCAAGCAUUUAAAAAUGCUAAUUCAUGCAAUCGUAAGGUUGGGAGGGACCCCCAAGGGUCAUCCAGCCCAGCCCGCUGCAAUGCAGGAAUCACAGCUGACGACUCCUCAACUAUUCCUCCUCCUGGUGGUGCAGCAAUAAAACGGCUAAGCAGGGUCUGGUUGGGUUUCAAAUUGGAUGAGAGACCGGCACAUUGCUGGGGGUUAGACUAGAUGCCCCAUGGGAUCUCUUCCAGCUCUAUAGUUCUAUCCCCCACCCUCCCAGCCUCUGCUUGAAAACCUCUGACAAAGGAGAGUCCGCCACCUUCCUCUUUUUAAAGACUGCUUAGCCUUUACCACUGAAAUGAGUGCAAUGGUAAUACUUUGAACUCCUCUGAGAAGAGGUGUAAUUUCAUCUCCAGGAGAAAGAUGCUCUAUUGUUUGGGCUGGGAUGUUGAGAGGCAGCUUCCGAAAUGAACUUUUGGUGAAAGAGAGAGAGAGAGAUUAGACAAAUUCAUGGGGGUGGUUUGGUCCAUCAGCCGGGAACCAAGAUCCUGAGUUGAAUGAUAUGGAGCCUCCAUAUUCAGAUAGUGUCUACCUCUAAAUAUGAUGUACUGGGGACGGAGGACAAAAGUAGCAGAUGUGUGUUUUGCCUCUGUGCUCUGCUUGGGAGCUUCCAGAAGCACCUUGGCUGUCCUCUGUUGGAAGCAGGAUCCUGAGCUACAGACAGGCGUUCUUUCCUGAUGCAGCUGCGCAGUUCAUAGGAGAGGUUAAGAUUCGGCAUUUACUGGGGAAGGGUGACUUCAUUUUGCUCUGGAGCCAGUUUCAGGCGCCGGGUUGCUAAGCCCCCUUUUCCUCAUUCCUCAGAUGACUAAGUGUUGCCAGCCCAACUCAGAUCGCUUGGGAUGAGCGGGCCAGAACAGCAAGCCCCAGGACGCCUUGUUCUGCAAACUAAGGGCCAAGGUGUUGCCUCGCCGCAGGGCAAAGAAAGGACUGCUGCUGCAGCUGCUGCUGCUGCUGCUGCAAAGAGUUAACCUGUGGAACUCACUGCCACAGGAGGCCGGGGUGGGUGGCCACCGACCUCGAUGGCUUUCAAAGAGGACUGGGCAUAUUCAGUGGCUACUAGCCAUGGCCGGAUGGCAUGCUUCCCGUUGGCAUCUUCUUGGGUUCUUAUGGAACCUCCAGCUCCAGAGGCAGUCUAUCUAGAUUCCUAGGGGUAUUUGGCCACUGUGAGAACAGGAGGCUUGGCUACCAGUAGAUGGGCCAGUGGCCUGAUCCUGCAGGCUCUUCUUACACUCGUGCAGGGGGAGCUGAGCUGCCUCAACCAUGAGUCUCUGGGGCCCCCAGCACCGGAAUCCUCUUGGGGGUCGCAGGUUCCGGGCGCCCGCUGCAUUGUGACACAGCACUGAGUUCCGCCUGGCACGUCUCCCGGGGAUUGUAAGGGCGGGUGGGAGAGAGAGAAAGACCUGCACCCGGGCCAGGCGCGGCGGGGGGGGGGGCCCACAUCGGACACCAUGGGCCGCUUCGGAAGGUUGUUUCGGCUCGCCCCUCGGAUUGGGCCCUCUGCUCUGCUGGCCUCCCGGGUGUAGGGGAGGGGGGCUGGAGUUGCAAGCAAGGGCCGUAUUCUGCCCUGUGGAAAUGCUGCCAUGCUCUUUCCCCCGCUAAACAUGCAACCCCGACAUGGAUUGCAACCUCUUCUCCCCCCCCCCAAUCCAAGAAGCCUCUCCCCACCCCCUGCCAUGACCAGCUGUCCCUUUACUCUCUCCUCCACCUUCUCAUCCAAGGUCAGCCUUGGAUGCAGCUCUGUUUUGGGGAGGGAACUUCGCCCCCCCCAACCAAAGAGUCCUAGGUCUUGCUGGCCCUCCCCCCUUUUCCCAAAUUGUCCCGAGCUGGAAGAGACCGGAAAAGCGCCUUUCAGGAUGUGACUCAGCCGUCUCAAAUACAAGGCUGCCCAGGGGAGAAGGCAGCAGAGGAGGAGGAGGAAGAGGACUUAGGGGGUGGGGGGUGGGGACAUGCCUCUGGCACACAUCCCCCCCCAUCACCUCCUUACUGAUGCUCUCCAGGGGCGAGCACAGCCAGGACCCAGGCGCAUCCUACCCUCAAGGCCUGGCUUUUGCCCGCUCCCAGCACUUGGGGGGUGGGGAAAACACCCCUGGUCGCCUUGCUUCCCCCUCCGUUUCGCCAUAGGGCGACCUGAGUGUUUUUUGCUCUCUGGCAGAUCUCCGGCUCCUGACCCACCGCCUAAGCCCAAAGAGAAGCAAGGCGCAAAGCUCAGGUGGGGAUGGAUUGGGCCUGCGUGGGGGAGGUGUAGCCCCCCCAACUUCCUUAUCCUGGGGUGCCCACCCUUAUCUCACAAAAACCUACAGAGGCCUUUGAGAUUAGUAGCCAAGAUCCUUGUGUUUCCAGGGAUGGACGCAAUCUCUCUCUCCCCCCCCCAAAAGAAAUCCUAGAAGUUUUGGACCGGCCCCUGGCUGGAACCUGAAAAUUGCCCCCCCCCCGACUCUCAGGGAUGGUUUUAAACACCGCCCCGCCCCCGCUCCUUUCCAGACUGAUCCCUGGAGUCUGGGUGCCUUCUGGCUUCCGUUGGGAGACCUUGGCCUCGGAAGGUGGCAAUCUCCCCUCCACUGGAGGUUUUCCAGCAGGGGUUGGGCUAGAUGACCCUCGGGGUUCCCUCCCCUCUCCACGAUUCUGUGACCUUUGACUUUCUCCAUUUCCAGCAAGGUUCCCGACCCCCCCAAGGCCAAAGAUGAACACCAUUCGACGCAACUCAAGUGUGGAUGAGUAUUUGGGCCGGAUGCGGGGCAGGGAGUUAGCAAUGGCUUCCUGGCAGGGAGGAGAGUGGGGCUCCUGCCCUUUGCAAGAUGCAUUUCUGGAGAUCGGGGUGGGGUGGGGCGAAGCUAUUUAAUUUUUCUCCUGGACCUGCAAUUUUGGGCCUGGGAACGUCCUCCUUGCACCGUCCCCAAAGGCUUGGUUGAGAGGAGGAUGAGGACCACCCUCACCCCCCGGGGUCUCCCUGGACUUCUAGUCCCUCCAGAGACCAGGAAUGUGCUUCCCUUUGGCAGGAUCACGCUGGGGAAGAAGCCUCCCACCCCGGAACCCACUAAAAAAGUCGAGGUGAAGCAGAUAGAGAAACCCAGUGAGUCCGUUGUCUGCACCACCCGAGCCACUGUGAUGCUAUAUGAUGAUGCCAACAAGAAAUGGGUGCCCGCAGGGAGCGGGCCCCAGGCCUUCAGCCGCAUCCAGAUCUACCACAGCCCCGUCAACAACACGUUCAGGGUCGUGGGGAGAAAGAUGCAGCCGGACCAACAGGUGGUCAUCAACAGCCCAAUUGUGAAAGGGCUAAAAUACAACCAGGCUACGCCCAACUUUCACCAGUGGCGAGAUGCCCGCCAGGUCUGGGGGCUCAACUUUGGCACCAAAGAGGACGCUAGCCAGUUUGCUGGUGGGAUGAUGGCUGCCCUGGAGGCUCUGGAUUCAGGGAAUGCUGCAGCUCCACGGCCCAUCCAGAACGGCCCCACGGCGGAAGAAAUGGCGGAGCAGCAGAAAAGGCAGCAGCAGCAGCUGGAGAGGGAGCAGCAGGAGCAGGCAGAGCGAGAGAGGCGGGUGACAAUCUCAGUGCCUGCAGGGACCCCUUCGGGACCCCCGCCCCCACCAGGACCACCGCCCGCCCCGCCAUGCCCGCCCCCGGGCCUGCCCCCGGGCCCACCGCCAGGAGCACCAGCGGGGCCACCCCCACCUCCGGGGCCUCCGCCGCCGCCUGGCCCUCCGCCCGGCCCCCCCGGCCCUCCACCUCCGGGAGGGGGGCCACCCCCUGCGCCGCCCCUCCCGCCUCCCCAGGGCCCGGCAGGAGGGGGCGGCCCGCCCUCCGGAUUGGCUGCUGCCCUCGCAGGGGCAAAGCUGAAGAAAGUGGGCAAGGAGGAGGUGCCAAAGGCCACGCCUGGCGCAGCGCCCCCACCGAGUGGAGGCGGAGGCGGGGGGCUCAUGGAGGAAAUGAGCGCCAUGUUAGCGCGACGGAGGAAAGUUGCAGAUCAGGGUGAGAAACCCAUUCCAAAGAAAGAUGAAGGUCCCCAAAACGACACGGAAGCUGGUGGCAAGACCACAGAUGCCUUCCGCAGGCCUUGGGAGAAGACCAGUACGACGCUACCCAGGAUGAAAUCUGCCGGAGCAAUCACCGGUUCGGAACCUGUUGGUGGUGGCGGAGGAGGAGAUGAGUCGGAGCUGGAACGGGUGAAACAGGAACUCUUGCAGGAGGUCCGGCGGGAAUUGCAGAAAAUGAAAGAGGAGAUCAUACAGGCAUUUGUGACAGAGCUACGGAAGCGGGGGUCUCCUUAGUGCACCCCCCACAACAAAGAAAGAAAGAAAGAAAGAAAGAAAGAAAGAAAGAAAGAAAGAAAGAAAGAAAGAAAGAAAGAAAGAAACCCCAGCUUGCCGGUGCCACCUGGAGUCAGCAAUUCAGUCCUCCGAAACGUGCAGAAAAGAAUAAAAGCGGAAGAAGAUAAAAGAACGAACUUGAUCACCCCUUUUCUCCCCACGCCCCCCCUAAAUGCACCAGAUGAGCUCCUCCACACAACACACACACACACACCCUUUCCCGUCGGCUCCCAGGCCCAUGGCCCCGCGCUGUGCAAUUUCCAGGGGGGGGGGGGAAGGAGAGAGGGACAAUCUGUGGCAGCCCCCCACCCCAGGAAGGGCAGGACCCCCACCUGUGCCUUACCCAGAGCAAUAGCAGCACCCCUCCUUCGUCCUCUGCUUCCUCCCCACCCCCCACAACGAGGGGCUUGUUCCCGCUGGAGGUGUGCAGGGGGGGGCGUUUCCCUGGCGGAACUGGCUCCUCCCCCCCCCUCCCGGCAACCACUUAACACUGUGCCAUUCCCAGAGAGGGCUAGACUCUCCAUCAUCCGCAAAUCAUCCUUUUUCACGCUUGGACCAAGACGUCUGUGUCUGUUUUCCCUUUCUCUCCCCUGACCCCCCCCAAAACCAUGGUGUGGAAAGGGGGGUUCAGGCAGCCUGGCCAGGCAGUGGCACGAGAAACACCUGCUUUUCCUGGGCUUCAGGAAUUCCCAUCUGCUUAACCAAACUGGAGAAGUUUCCUUUCCUUUGAAGGUAGCGGUCGGCAACCGAGUUGCCCCAAAGGCCCUGCCUUUCCUGAGCUUCCUUCCUCACCUAACCAGCAACAUUUCCCUUUUGCAUAUCUAUGCACCCUUCCUUCUUCAAGACACAAUGCCAGGGGUUGGGUUUGUGAUAAGGGGACCAAGGAACAAAACAAAGGUGGCUUGAACCUUCUCUGUUUUGGAGGUGGGGGCAGUCAAUAUAUUUUUUCCAGCAGAAGGCUGGCGAACAGCAGCGUUCCCGCUGCUAGUAAUCUGACCCGGGCCAAAUUCCGGCCACCUAGUUGCCAACUGCAACCUUUUAAUUUUUUUAAAAGGCACCCUUACUUGCAAUGCACCCCCCCUCUCACUAGUCAUGCAUGCCCACCCCUGGAAGAUGGACCACUUUGUGAAAAGGACCGCUUUCCCCCCUCCCCAAAUAAUAAUAAUAACAACAAUAACCACCCCACUUCUUAGUACCUUUUCUCAUUUCACACACACUCUCUUGCUGGGCUCAUUCUGAAAAAAAAAUUACUUUACUCAACCCCACCCACUCACCCAUCUCUGCUCUUCACCUCUCUGGGUAAUGAUUUGUUUUUAUUUUUAAUAAUAAUAAAAAAAGAGGAUUCCCUCCCCUCUGCCUCCUAUCAGGGAGCGUCGAGGGGGAAGCAAGGCAGGGUUCUUGGCUUUUCUACUGAGCUGUAA
This is a messenger RNA of Zootoca vivipara (common lizard), 5826 nucleotides long. The record is from RefSeq and is a predicted model, not a curated record. NCBI's taxonomy places the organism in Eukaryota, Metazoa, Chordata, Lepidosauria, Squamata, Lacertidae.